Molecule: messenger RNA, 1347 nt
Organism: Lactuca sativa (garden lettuce)
Lineage: Eukaryota; Viridiplantae; Streptophyta; Magnoliopsida; Asterales; Asteraceae
Source: RefSeq, a predicted model, not a curated record
AUGAACGAAACACCAAAGAAGUCACCUUUCAAGGAUCUCAAAUCAGUCUUUGGAAAGAAGUCAAGAAAGAAAGUGGGAGAGUCAAGUACAUCAUCAAAGGACAAAAGCAAGGUAGAAGGCUUUGAUCAAAUAUCUAACCCACAAGAAUUCAAGUACGAAUCCGAGCUUGAAUUUGCAUUAGAAAGAAGUGAACGCGGAGACGAGCCAGAAAGCGAAGUGGCAAAUAUUGCGGAUAUGUCCACGGGAGCAUACAAGAAGCGGAUAAGAGACGAUGCGUUACACAUUGCGGACUAUUUCAAUAUCCCAAAUGUUCCAAGAGAGACUAUGUUGUUAAGGAUGCUUCCCGUUACUUUUAAAGAAGCUGCAAGAGAUUGGUUGAAAGCACUUCCACCCGGUGCGAUUACUUCUUGGGCACAGAUGCAUGAGCAAUUCUUGGAACAAUUCUGCCCACCAUCAAAAAUAUCUAAACUCAAGAAGGCAAUAGCCGACUUUGAGAAAAAUUUGGGUGAAUCACUUUAUGAGGCAUGGGAGCGUUAUAAGGAGUUGCUAAGGAAUUGUCCUCAAAGUGACCUCAACAUACAACAAGAAGUAUCUAUCUUUUAUGACGGGGUGAAUGUCAUGACAAGGCAACUCCUUUAUUCUCAAGGGAUACUUACUAAGAAAAAUAUGGGUGAAGUAAAGGAGUUGAUUGAAGAGUUCUCAAAGCAUUCUCGUGAGUACCACUAUCCAAGAAAUGAAGGAGCAAAAGGAAUUAGGGGAGGCAAAUCUGAAGACAUGGUUGUUGUACUAGCUAUGUUUGACAUCAUGGAUAGAAGAAUGACCAAGGUGGACCAGUCAAUUCAUGCUAUUAGAGUUGGAUGUGAAAGAUGCAAUGAUCCACACUUGACAAAAGAAUGCAACUUAGAUAAACAAGGAAAUAAAAGGCUCAAAUUUACAGGUCGAGGCUUCUACCAAAAGGAACAACCACCAGCCGAAAAGAAAGUUGAUUUAGAAAAUGUGUUAGCUCGUUUUAUGGAGGUUUCUGGAAAAAGGAAUGAUGAAACGGAUGCAGUGAUAAGGGAACAUUAUAAUAUCAUGAAGGAACAACAAGCUUUGCUAAGAAAUCACCAAGCAUCGAUCCAUAACAUUGAAGUCCAACUAGGUCAACUAACUACUCUCGUACAAGAUAAGUUAUCUCCAAAAAUCCCCGAGAAAAAACCUCAUUCGCAAGUCAUGAUGAUUGAAACUGAAGAAGAGGCUAUUUCUGAGUUCCUAGAAGCACUAGAAGUAGAGCCACAACCGUCCAAAGCAAAGCCAAAAAAGUCAAAAGUCGAAGAAAUUUUUUUUGCUGAAACACCAAACUCAUGA